Molecule: messenger RNA, 2122 nt
Organism: Aspergillus nidulans FGSC A4
Lineage: Eukaryota; Fungi; Ascomycota; Eurotiomycetes; Eurotiales; Aspergillaceae
Product: bZIP transcription factor
Exons: 2
Coding region: 260-1918 (552 amino acids)
Biological process (GO): regulation of DNA-templated transcription
Molecular function (GO): DNA-binding transcription factor activity
Source: RefSeq, a predicted model, not a curated record
GCAAGCAAUAGGCCAUCAUCAAUCCGAGCUCUUAUUUUAAUGCUCUCAUAUCAUCUCGACCUGAGUCUUUCCUGAUCUUGCUCGUCAUUGUCUCUUGAUCUUCUAUUUUGAAUCAAGCUCCCCAAUGCCGCUAAGCUUCUUCCGCUGAUCAAGGAGAUCCCGCCCGUGGGCCAUCCGCGUCCACCCUCAGCCUCUUCCUUACCCUCGUGCUGCAAACUUGAAUGGCAAUUACAAUUCGAUAUCUUGCCGCGAGUAGGCAAUGGCCACCCGCCUGCCUCCCCUUUCUGAUGUGGCGCCCUCGUCGGCUCUAGAACUCUCGUCUUCCUCGCUGCCUGUCAUCCAACGCCCCCCGACCACCAAUGCGACAGCUGCGAAUGACUCAGGACCCGUGAAGCUGGAGGACUCUCCUACUCCCGUUGCGGUAACAUCGACCUCAGCUGAUGCUCUAUGCUCCAACCCUGCUGUCGGUAAUUCCAACAAUAGCCCCAGCCCGGUGGGAAAUGCCGCCGCGGGCCGAAAACGCAAGCUCAACAGUACCUCCGCCCGCGGGGUUGCUAACCUCACGCCCGACCAGCUUGCUAAGAAGCGGGCAAACGAUCGCCAAGCUCAACGGGCAAUCAGAGAGAGAACGAAGACACAUAUUGAAAAUCUGGAGCAACGGGUUCGCGAGCUUUCUUCGCAAAAACCUUUCCUAGAUCUUCAGGCUGCGCUGAAGCAAAAUGAAGCUAUUCUUGCCGAGAAUAGGGAGCUUCGGCGAGGGCUGAGAGCAAUCGUAGACACUAUUCAACCACUGCUAGGAAAGCAGGAUUCAAUAAUGCCUCCGGUAACAGCUCCUACCACGGCUAGGCCGACUGUGCCACUUAUACCCUCAGCAUCUCCACCUCUAGAGGUCCAUACUUUGCCGCCAAAUCCUCACAGGUCUGCGACAGUAGAUCGCUCCUAUACCGAGUCCGUCGCAAGCGUAGAGACACCUUCGUCAACUCAUUCGGCGCCGACACUGGGCUCCCGGCGCGACAGUGCAGCGGGGAAUAAUGCGUCUUUGCGGCUCGCAUUCGAUUACCAACGACACAACUUGCUUCAUGGUCUCGAUUUCGGGGGUGACGAAAGAAUGGGUUUCGGCUUCUUACUUGAACCUUCGCAACAAGUACCCAAGAUGGAAGGCUUUCGGCGUCCUUCAGAGGUUACUAGAUCUCAAUCGAGCAUUUCGUCGGCUUACAGUACUCCUCUUCCACCAGUUGGCACCGUGACAGACCAGCCACUGCCAGCCUACAUGACUCCAGUCCGGAAUAUCGCGCCAACCUGUACUUUAGAUGCGAUUCUGCUCGAUUUCCUCCACAACCGGCAAAGGGAGGCCGCAAAAGGGGUUCCGAAGCAGAAACUCGUUGGGCCAGCCUAUCCGAGCGUCUCCUCCUUGCUCAACCCAGAGAAGAGUGUCUACUCUCAUCCUCUCUCGAAAGUAUUCACGGAUAUCCUCCGUACAUUUCCAGAUAUCUCCUCACUCCCCGAACAAGUUGCUGUACUUUAUUCCAUGUUCCUCCUCAUGCGGUGGCAAAUAUAUCCGACAGCUGAAAACUAUCACCGGCUACCGGACUGGCUGACUCCUCGUCCAUCGCAACUGCUCACGCCGCAUCCUGCAUGGAUCGAUUAUCUUCCCUGGCCACGGAUGCGUGAUCGGCUUGUCAUGUCAUACCAUGAGUACCCAUUUGAUAACUGGUUCAUUCCCUUUACAAGAACUCUCUCUGUUAAUUGGCCUUAUGAGCCCACGGACUGUCUUCUCUCCACUGGCGAAACUGACGAACUGAUCAUCAACCCAGUUUUUGAGAGACACUUUGCGGAUAUUAAUAACUGGACUCUUGGACCAGCGUUCGCGGAGGCAUUUCCGCAACUGGUCGAAACUACCAAGAUAAAGCCUGCAUAAUUAGCUUGUCUUCCUUCAACUGUAUCUACACUUUACAAAAUAUAAGCGGCAACGUUUUGUCAUGGAUCUGAUUUUUCAUAUUCGGAUCCUGGUCAACAUGACAGCUGGCUUGAAUGGAUUUAAUAUACUGUGCAAAGCGGAGGUGACGGGCAUCCUUUUUUGCGGCGUUGAAACAUUGGUCAAAGAUUCCACGGGGCUUAUAAA